This is a messenger RNA of Trematosphaeria pertusa, 1659 nucleotides long. Its product is annotated as HET-domain-containing protein. Lineage: Eukaryota; Fungi; Ascomycota; Dothideomycetes; Pleosporales; Trematosphaeriaceae. The transcript is spliced from 3 exons. The record is from RefSeq and is a predicted model, not a curated record. The coding region runs from base 1 to 1659 and encodes 552 amino acids.
AUGGAAUCCGGAUAUACUUCAAAAGGGCUGAGCAACGGAGGCUUACGCCAUCACCACGCAUCCCACCCCGGCUUACUAUAUCCUACGCCCGAAGUACGAGGGCUUCGUGGCACCUUUGUCUUGACCCAGAACGCAAUGCCGCCGCCGUACACCCCACUCAAUGCCGACAAGGACGAGAUCCGCAUUUUGACGCUGCUGCCUGGUCAAUCCUCGGAUCCCAUAGAUUGUACCCUUCAAGUCGCUUCGCUCGAUGAUGCUCCAAAGUACGAAGCCCUAUCGUACGUGUGGGGUGAUGCAGUUGUCCAAAGAGAGGUUUUCGUCGACGGCCACCCUACCAACGUUACUGUCAGUCUCGAGACGGCGCUUCGAGCUCUCCGAAAUGAGGACAAGCCUCGUGCCCUGUGGGCUGACGCCAUCUGCAUGAAUCAAAGCGAUAUUCUGGAGAAGAACUUCCAGGUCCCGCUGAUGGGGAGAGUGUACGCCGAAGCGGACUCCGUUUUGGUAUGGCUCGGAGAGCCAAGUCCAGAAGUGGAACUUGUCAUCACAUGUCUAUCGCGACCCGGUGUUGACCAACCGGAACUGCUGUCUGGACUCCUUUCAGAGAUGUCCUUCGACGACCUAGUAAUGUUCUGGGAAGGGCUCAAUCAAAUGAUUACGCAUAAGUACUGGACGAGAAUGUGGACCUACCAAGAAUUUCGAUUGGCAAAGGCGGAACCAAUUAUUGUUCUUGGGAGGUCCGUAUUGUACCCUUCUCAGCUAGAGUCAGGCAGCAAAGAGGUCAUGGAUGCUCUCGAGAGCGCAUUGGACACGUCAGACCAAAAAUAUGACCGGGCACGGUUUGGAAAGGCUUGUCGCAGGCUUCGCUGGCUCUUUGAACGGAGCAAGACCUUCGCCAUGGUCAAGAAUCCUUUAGAGCAAUGUACCUUGAACAACCAAUCCCCAGAGACCCUAUCACAACUCCUCAUCGACACUUGCGUCCGCCGAUCUGAGGAUCCUCGGGACCACAUUUAUGCUCUCUACGGGCUGCUCCCCAAAGUAAGGCAAGCUUUACCUCCAGAUUAUGGGAGACUGCCGAGACAUAUCAUGCAUGACAGCACGAUGUAUGUCAUCAAUGAAAACUCGGCCGCUUUUGGUGCUCUGUUGCGCAUUUACUGUCUCCAAGGCGACCGCCUUAGCGACUGCAGCGUGCCAUCUUGGGUCCUUAAUUUCGCUUCUACUUUGCCAAUAUGGGACUCCCCAUAUGCCCCGCCAGAAACCAUUCACCAUCUUAGUCCGAGCGUUGGUUUGACGGAGCAAGUCGCUGAGGAUAACUCGCUAGAGAUUUCGGACGAUGGGAAAUUGCUCUUCAUACGCGCGCGAUCAUUGGGAAGAUGCAACGUGCAUUUCAGGUUCAGCGACGACUUGAGUGAAGUAGCUAGCCAACCCACGAGGGCACUCAGUCACAAAACUUGGUUGAGAAAAUCACCCGGGACGACCUGGAAACCUUACACGUCAAGCAAGAUGACGGAAGCGAUGAACAACAUGAAGUACGUCGAUGUCUUCGACGAUUGCCAGGCAAAACAGUUUUCUCCACACCCGCUUGCACUAUGGGAAUCACUGUGGCAGCUGUACAGGAUGGAGAUGUCGUGGUUACAUCAGGCGCAGUUUCCUCACCAAUGA